AAACUUUGCUCCAGUUUCCUUUGAGCCGUCCAUUGAUUCGCCUUCCCACCAUCGCCAAGGCUCUAAGUAGACUGAAAAGUGAAAGCCCAGGACAUGCGACACGGUAACAUAGAAGAACCAACUAGAUACGGUGGUGGUGAUUUUGACUUGUACAAGGGCCGCAUAGCUGGCAACGGCACAUGCAUUCUCCAACUAUAGAUACAGAGCGCAAGCUCUCAAGAUCGUCCCAGUAAGACGUCGACCCUCUCUCUCUCUCUCUCUCUCUCUCAUGGAAGCAAUGGAGCAGCCACUUCUCUCGGGUGAAUCAAGUGAGACGAACAAGAAGAAGAGUUGGGGAGUAUACCAAUCAAUUGGGAGAGUCAACUCAUUGCUCCAGAGGGCUAACUUUGUAGGUACAGACGUUAGCAUCGAAGAGAUCCGAUCGGCUGCCCAUAACGACCCUUGCACACCCAUUAGUCCUCCUUUGCUUCCUUACCCUAAGCCGGAUGUCGUCGUCGCAGAGCAACCAGCUGGUGUUGGUGCGACCGCAGGAGAUCCCGUUGGUAGUAGUGUUCCACCUGUGAUUGGAAGGCAAGCCCUGGAUGAGCUGGACAUCAGGGAGCUGUUGAUUGAUCAUGUGGGGCAUAGGUGUUGUUGGGGAAGUCUUCCUGCUCGGAGGUGGAAAAUAGUUAGGGUGGAAGAUUGCAAUGUUUAUGUUGGAACAUUAGAAACAUUUAUUGAAGAGAGAGAAGCUAUUCGGAGGACUGCACCAUAUGCUGGUAGUAAGAUUGAUGGAAAGGAAAAUGGGCCUGAACUAGGAUUGUGGGAACUAGAUCUCAGGCAUCUAUUCCCAGCUUUAUUCAUCCCACAUGUUCGGUCAGAAGCCAAAAUUCCACAUUCUGAAGUAAUGGAAAAAUGCUCAGGAUGUUCAGGCCGUGGAGAGAUUGCUUGUCCCACAUGCAAUGUAGGCCAAGAACCUGGUUUUUACAAGGAAAACCAGAUGAUAUCAUGUUCAGUUUGUCAUGGAAGGGGUUUGAUUGCUCAUAGUGAUGGAUCAGACACACUGUGUUCAAAUUGUGCUGGAAAAGGUAAGCUUCGAUGUGCUGCAUGUGGAUCUCAUGGAUUGAUCAAAUGUCAGAUGUGCAGUGGAGAAGGCUCUCUGCUUACAUCCAGUAUAGCACUGGUUACAUGGAGAACACUUGUGACUAGGAAAGUUAGUGCUAGCCGUGGUGCUGCUUCAGUUCCUGAUGAGGUGUUUCACAGAGCUAAAGGUGCACAGUUGUGCAAUACACAGGCAUACCAUUGCACUCCUGCUUUUUUUGCCGACUCUUUUCUCCUUAAUAAGUUCUCUUCUGAGGUGAUCGCAGAUAGGUCUCCAGUUCCACCAACUGCAAGAGUUGUAGGCGAAAGACACAUUAUCAGCGUUGUCCCUGUUACUCGCGUUGUUAUGUCACAUAGGGACAGAUCCUUCACCUUUUAUAUUAUAGGGCUCAGCAAUGAAGUGUACAUCAAGGAUUAUCCUUCACGGUGCUGCUGGGGGCUUUGUCCAUGCUUGAAUUGGUUAAGCUUCUCUUAAUUUUCACGUUACUGAACCAGCAGGGCAACUCUUUCAAUACUUUGAGCUUGUAUAUUGAUGUCUUUGUGCCAGUGAUGUUCUUCAACAUUCAGAUUUCUGUUAUAUGCGUUGUGAAAUAACUCAGUGUAUUCUGAUAAACUGCUUAUGUGAGAUGCAUUUCACUCAAAUCACUCAAACACUAUUGUGGUUUGGUCUACUUUGUUCUGCAUGUGGAGAGGAUCCUAAUGAGGAGUCAUAUGUCGGUGUUUGCUGAAUCA
This is a messenger RNA of Nymphaea colorata (pocket water lily), 1812 nucleotides long. RefSeq lists its product as uncharacterized. The transcript is spliced from 7 exons. Lineage: Eukaryota; Viridiplantae; Streptophyta; Magnoliopsida; Nymphaeales; Nymphaeaceae. The record is from RefSeq and is a predicted model, not a curated record. The coding region runs from base 269 to 1555 and encodes 428 amino acids.